Messenger RNA from Chaetomium strumarium, 612 nucleotides. RefSeq lists its product as uncharacterized. The coding region runs from base 1 to 612 and encodes 203 amino acids. The transcript is spliced from 2 exons. Lineage: Eukaryota; Fungi; Ascomycota; Sordariomycetes; Sordariales; Chaetomiaceae. The record is from RefSeq and is a predicted model, not a curated record.
AUGUCCAACAAGGCUCCUAGUGCCGGCACCAAGAUUACCACGGGCGACAGACCCGUAUAUCAAGAAGGUCCGGGAAAGGUGGCCGAGGGCUCCCUGGCAGCAGAGUCCGCCAGCAAGGGCGGCGCGUUCGCCUCCAAUCCUGGCCAGGAGCAGGGCCAGAAGCGAUCCGGACAAUCUCAACCCCACUCGUCGGGAACGAUGGGGGGGACGGCCGCGAACAAGACCACCUCGCUCAACCUCGAGAACCAGCAAAGCUCCCGCGGCACGGCCGGAGACGUGUCCAGCGCGGCUGGCAAGCAACCGACCGACCUCAACCUCGAGAACCAGCAAGCCUACGGCGGCGCGGCCCCGACCUACGUGUCCAACCAGCGCUACCGGGAUCCGGCCGGACCGCACGGCAAGAAUCUGACCGAGGGUGGCUUCGAGGGCAGCGGCACGGAGGGAGGGCCGCUGCCGGAACCGGGCAGUAUCGAUGACCCCUCGAGGGUUGCCCAGAGAAAUUUCAGGUCGGGCAUGGCCAGCCAGGGGAGGGAUGCCGGGCCGAGGCAGACGGGGGGUGCGGGGGAGAAGACGUGGUAUACCCCGCUGGGAGGGGAUGAUGAAUCUGCGUGA